Molecule: messenger RNA, 3843 nt
Organism: Zasmidium cellare ATCC 36951
Lineage: Eukaryota; Fungi; Ascomycota; Dothideomycetes; Mycosphaerellales; Mycosphaerellaceae
Exons: 3
Coding region: 1-3843 (1280 amino acids)
Biological process (GO): arachidonate metabolic process
Cellular component (GO): membrane
Source: RefSeq, a predicted model, not a curated record
AUGCCUAGUGCUGUCCUCGAUAUAUUACAAGACCUCGUGCAUGACCAUCUUUGCGCUCGCCUAACACUGCAGGCCAGACGAGUGCGCAUGCCGAGUUACUUGACUCUCAUACGAUACUACGGGACAGUACAACUAAUGCUCAAAGUACGACGUUGGGGCAUCCAAGUGUGGCAAGGCUUCUCGCUAUUGGUCCGAAAGCACUAUCGUGGUCCUGACACUAAUCGCCGCCUACCGCCUGGCAGUCAGAUUGCUAUGACGGCCGCCACAGGUGGAAUCUGCGCAAGAACUGGGCGGCUAGAGGUGUCCCCCGUAGGAUUUUGGAUACAGUGUAUCGAGUCUGACUGCUGGGACCUUCAAGGCCCACACAAGCCCUCGAAGAGGGGAAGAGACGGCGUCGCGCAUCAGAAAAAUAGCCGAAUCCUUGUGCAGACUCUCUCACCCGUGUUCGAACCUCCACACGAUGCGCGAGAGACGCAACGACUUCACGAGGAUGACAAAUUCAGUAAAUGGCUGGCUCUUGUUCGGGACGACAGCCGCUUCUAUCUCGAGGAGUACGAUCGCAUUUCGCAACUGCUCCCUUCGAAACAUCAACUCGCAGUGCAUAGCCGGCUGCGGCCCCAGAUUAUUUCCUUCGUUGGAGUCACGAAUGCUGGUAAGUCUACGAUCGUCAAAUUGCUCAUCCACAGCGGUGCUGGAGUUGGUGGUCCCUCCGCAGGGAGUUUCGCCUCCCCUGUAGCUGGUGGUCCCAGUCAUGACACGCAGCCAACUACUGGAGACGUGCAUCUCUAUGCAGACCCUGCGACGAGUGAGACGACACUUCCGAUGCUCUUCGCCGACUGUGAAGGAUUUGAGGGUGGUGAGCGGCCGCCGCUGGGAGCACGAAGUCGUGCGUGCGAAGACACAGUCGCCAACGACAACCCGUGGGGCCCGCAGCGUGUGCACGAUAUCCGUUGGACAGACACAGGAAAAUACCAAGGCCGCGAAGGUGUCGUGGCCUCCCUCUUCCCACGCAUACUUUAUACCUUCUCGAGCUGUGUGGUGUUUGUUCUUCGGAACCCAAAGACAUUCCAGUCGGCUGUUCUGACGAAACUACUUGACUGGGGUGCCGCGGCGCUUGAGCGGUCCGUCAAUCAACCGACGCUGCCUCACUGUGUUGUCAUUUUGAACGCAGCGGACCCAGGCCUAGACGAUGCCGAAUGGGAGGUCAAUGCAGCGACACAGACACUGUUGGACUCGCUUCAUCACGCUGAUCCUUCCUGUCGAAGAGUGAAAGACCACUGGUCGAGAUUAGGAUAUGAGGUGAAGACCACCAAAGAUCUCCUGCUGCGAUACUAUGCAUCCUUUGCAGCCAUCCGCAUGCCGACUAAACCCAGCUAUGAGCGUAUGGAUGGACAAAUACACCGACUUCGUCGGCUCCUGCGUGCGGGCUGUCAGCAGGCCGCAAUCGCACGCCACAACGCUGGCGUUACAAUGUCAGCGGCCGAAUUCAAGACCUACUUGUCCCACGGCCUUGAUCACUUCACGAACCACCUCUUUAAGCCAUUCGACUUUCUCCGGAUCGAUCUGAUUCGCUCUGCUGCGCCCAUCACAUUCCAAGACCACGUUCUGCAGCUAUGCAUCGUCGUGAGCUCAGCCAUGCGGGCGCAAGCACUGACCAGCGAGUCCAAGAUCAUUCGCACGUUGGAGAACCUCAGUCCUGUCUUGGCUUCUUGCAUUCUUCUGGACCAGAAGCGGGCGCAAGAAACCGGGGCUCACAGGGAGGCCCGAGAUUAUUUGCCGCCACUAACGCGAGCAGUGGAGGUCUUCUUUCAGGAACAUUACCCCUGCUGGUAUCGAUCGUCCGAUAGGAGGCGCUCCUGCAAGUUGGUGCGCGCUCGUCAUUCAUCCAAAGGCCACCAAGACGAUGCCGGCAUCUUCGCCGCGGGUGAAUUCGUGAGCGACAUACUGAUCUCCUGGCCAGCUCAGUGGGCGUCACACAUUUUCAACACGUCUGCAGUACGCACAAUACGACAUGAACUCGACAUUCGACGAGUGCGAGGAUUGACGGAGCGGGAUGCCAUUGUCGAUCUGCAUCUCGACCGCCUCAAUUCAUUCCACGAGAAUGUUUGUCCAGCAUCAGAUGUCACGAGUCACGCAAUAUGCUUAUGCUGCAAUCUGGGAGCCGCCGAGUAUCCUCUUCCUUGCGGACACGUCCUGUGUGGUACCUGCAUCCGUGAAGUCGGUGAAAGCAACGGCUCGGCGGUGUUGAUGCGGUGCUGCCCCUUGCAUCGAGAGUCUACUCGUUGGCGAGACGCGACAAUCGUCCGGUUUCUGCCCGCGGGCGUGGCACCCCGCGUCCUACUCCUAGAAGCCUGCGGCGUACGAGCAAUCGUGCAGCUUGUGAUACUGUGUAUGAUCGAGGAAGAGCUCGAGCGGCUAGGGGGCCUCCUUAGCAUUCGCACCUGCUUCGACCUGAUCUUGGGCGCUGGCACGGGUGGCCUGGUUGCCGUCGUGAUGUCACGGGCAAAUCCAUCGUUGCGCGAAAGCUGCGAGUUCUUCCAGAUGCUCUGUGCAAUCUUGCCGCGUCACCAACGCUCUUGGACCCGCCUCCUUCGGAUGCAGAGAGCACGAGACGACCGCUGGAUCGAUGUGCUGAAGACUGCAUUUCAAAUCGACCAGACUUUCUUCCCGCCAUCCCCGCGAACACCCGCCUUCCACGCGCGAACGGCGCUCGUGUGUCAAGAUAGCGCGCAGAAGGAGAGCGUCUUACUCGCGAACUACAGACGGCAGGAGGAUUCAAAGCCACUCUAUCGCUUGGAGCGGCCCGCCAAACCCUGCGACGAGCUUAAGGUCUGGCAGGUUGCUGCAAUCACAUUGUCUAGCCAGGCACAGCGUUCUCUAGGAUCCAGCUAUGUGGGCGGACUAUUGGAUCAGGAUCUGACUAAAGUCGCGGAGCGAGAGUGUGAGCUGCUCUUUCCUGGAGCUAGCGGCGCCAGCUUGUUGCUAUCCAUCGGCCCUGGUCUCGAAAACAGCAAAGCCGCUCAGGCCGACAGACAUGAGUGGCACGAGCGGAGCACGGGUUCCGAGCGUUCGAAUGCUGAACGACGCUUCCGUGUGAACCCGAUCAUAGGCUCUCGCCUGCCGCCGCAUCGAUAUGACCAGUUCGACCAAAUCUACCAGCAAUUGCAGGAUUGCAUCGGCGAACGAGCCAACGCAUCGCAGACUCUAGAGGGACGGAAUCUGACAGUCCUCUUGCGGCAUGUGGCAUACAAUUUGGUGGCAUCAAGCUUUUAUUUAGUUUUUCACAAGUGCCGGCGAGGACCCACAGGCGGAGCCAUUUUGGAAGGUUGCAUCGUAUGCCGAUACGAACAUGGCAGCCACGAACAGCAGGCGCUGGGGCGCAUCAUCGCCGAGCGGCAAACGGAAGAAUUCAGACCCCGCUUCACGGUUCAAAGUCGCCCAGAUAUACAGCAGGAAUCGAUCACGGAGGUGCAAUUCCACGAAAGAUUGGAAGAACUCGAGCCGCUUGCUUUCUCAGUCUGGCUUGAACGCCCGUCAGAUGACGUGGAGUGUCGUCUUCUGCUCGAGCUUGACAACAAGAUUGCCCCCAUGGGCCAUCUCGUCUCCUUAAGCGACUGGAAACAGCAGGUUGGCUGCGAGCAGCCGGACGGCACAGCCAGCGACCCUUAUGGGUCCUCACAACAAGGCCAGGGCCAUGACUCGGCAAGCACGGACGGUCUUGCAGAGCUGCCCGCCACAGAAGCUAGGACAAAAAGUGACACAGAAGAGGAGGAAGGACUGAUUAGUUUCAUCACGGAUCUGUUGUUUCCCAAUACAGCAGGGCGUGGGGACGAUGAGCAGUGA